Oncorhynchus kisutch (coho salmon) is the source of this 4688-nucleotide messenger RNA. Its product is annotated as protein phosphatase methylesterase 1. Bases 24 to 1313 code for a protein of 429 amino acids. Gene Ontology annotation, molecular function: protein methylesterase activity. The record is from RefSeq and is a predicted model, not a curated record. Gene Ontology annotation, biological process: protein demethylation. The transcript has 13 exons. NCBI's taxonomy places the organism in Eukaryota, Metazoa, Chordata, Actinopteri, Salmoniformes, Salmonidae.
CACUGUUAGAUGUCAUUUGGUCGAUGGCAGAGGUACGCAGUGAGGUGGAGACUAGUUCUCUAGGUCUAGGAGCCCCACAGUCGGCAGAUUACCCUCAGCUACCACACCCUGCUGCAGACCCUACGCUGCCUGUAGCAGAGCCCCUGAAGGUACCGGAGGACCUCCAGCCAGAGACACAGGCUGAGCCUGACACCUGUCCACUGCCACCCAGGAGGAUGUGGGAGGACAGCUUCGACACAGAGAAUUACUCAGCAGUGUCGUGGAGGCAGUAUUUUGACCAGUCAGAGGACAUCCCAGUAGGACCGUCAGAGACCAGAGAUGUGUUCAGGGUCUACAGGAACGGGACUGAUGGACCUCUACUGGUUCUGCUGCACGGAGGAGGACACUCUGCCUUGUCCUGGGCUGUUUUUACUACAGCCAUAGCCAGUAGGGUGACCUGCAGGGUGCUGGCCAUGGACCUCAGGGGUCACGGUUCCACCCAGGUACGUCAGUCAGACGACCUCUCCACACAGACCAUGUCUAGGGAUGUGGCCAAUGUGGUGCGAGCGUGCUACGGAGAGGCCCCUCCCCCCAUCGUCCUGGUUGGUCACAGUAUGGGCGGGGCCAUCGCUGUCCACACCGCCUCCAGCAUGCUCCUCCCCACUACUGUAGGAUUGGUGGUGAUAGACGUGGUGGAAGGCAGUGCCAUGGAGAUGCUACACAGCAUGCAGAACUUCCUGAAAGGACGACCCAGGUCUUUUGAGUCUAUUGCCCAUGCCAUAGAGUGGAGUGUUAAGAGCGGUCAGAUCAGGAACCGGGAAUCAGCACGAGUAUCCAUGGUGGGACAGAUCAAGAGGCAUGUAGAGGUGGAGGAUGUUGUUGAAUCGCCUGAGCAGGCCGUCCCUGUUAGUGACGUAGUCGUCGAGGGCAACGAGGAGAUCUGCGUUGACCCGAGCUACGUUAGCGACAAGCCAGACGGUACAUCAGAGGUGAGCAUCCCGGAACCCGAGGGUGUGUACAGCUGGCGUAUAGACCUGUCCAAAGCAGAGAAGUACUGGGACGGAUGGUUCAGAGGGAUCUCUAAUCUGUUCCUGGGAUGUAACCUGCCCAAACUCCUCCUGUUAGCAGGUGUAGAUCGUCUGGACAGGGACCUGACUAUAGGCCAAAUGCAAGGAAAAUUCAUGAUGCAGGUGCUGCCCCCUAGUGGCCACGCAGUGCACGAGGACACACCAGACAAAGUUGCAGAUGCUCUGGCCAGCUUUCUGUUCAGACACAAGUUUGCUGAGGCCAGCAGAGGUCAGCGCACGAGCUCCUCCUACCCUUUCACGCGGUGAAGUCAGGCAGACCAACAGAGAACAUCCAGUCUUUCUGUGUCCUGAACAACAAAUAUUUCAAUCAUUUUCAUAUUUUACUUUCCAACAGUUUAUAAUGUUUUAGUAUUCACUUCGGUUACCUCAUUUUAGCUUCUUAGUCACUUAGAAUUCUAUCUUUUACAGUCGUAGUGUAGUUCAGUAAACAUGUUGCAGUGUUUUUAAAGUACAAGCCCCAGUAGUAUGGGCAGUGGGAUGGUGUUAUGUAUGUAGUAAAAUGUGUCUAGUUGGACUGUGACUCAAACAUGUGUUGGGUAAACAGUUCUCAUGGGAGAGGAAUGUAACGAUCACUAACACACACACACAGGAAAGCAGGCAUGCACACACACACACAGGAAGUAGGCAUACACACACACACACACAGGAAAGUAGGCAUACACACACACACAGGAAAGUAGGCAUACACACACACACACACACACACUAAGGAAAGCAGGCAUGCACACACACACACUAAGUAGGCAUACACACACACACUAAGGAAAGCAGGCAUGCACACACACACACUAAGGAAAGUAGGCACACACACACAGUAAUAUGAUACAGGAGGGGAGUGAUGAUAUUUUCAUAAAAGCUACAUUUCUUGUUGUGUGAAGGAAGCCAUGUUUUAAAAGGACGCUAGAAAGACAACAAUAACAUGUAGUAGCAGGAAACGGACUAGUUUCUGAUAAACAUAGACCUGAAUGUGGACUAGUUUCUGAUAAACAUAGUCCUGGACUGUGGACUAGUUUCUGAUAAACAUAAUCCUGAAUAUGGACUAGUUUCUGAUAAACAUAGUCCUGGACUGUGGACUAGUUUCUGAUAAACAUAGUCCUGAAUGUGGACUAGUUUCUGAUAAACAUAAUCCUGAAUAUGGACUAGUUUCUGAUAAACAUAGUCCUGAAUGUGGACUAGUUUCUGAUAAACAUAGUCCUGUACUGUGGACUAGUUUCUGAUAAACAUAGUCCUGGACUGUGGACUAGUUUCUGAUAAACAUAGUCCUGGACUGUGGACUAGUUUCUGAUAAACAUAGUCCUGAAUGUGGACUAGUUUCUGAUAAACAUAGUCCUGAAUGUGGACUAGUUUCUGAUAAACAUAAUCCUGAAUAUGGACUAGUUUCUGAUAAACAUAGUCCUGAAUGUGGACUGGUUUCUGAUAAACACAGUCCUGAAUGUGGACUAGUUUCUGAUAAACAUAGUCCUGUACUGUGGACUAGUUUCUGAUAAACAUAGUCCUGGACUGUGGACUAGUUUCUGAUAAACAUAGUCCUGGACUGUGGACUAGUUUCUGAUAAACAUAGUCCUGAAUGUGGACUAGUUUCUGAUAAACAUAGUCCUGAAUGUGGACUAGUUUCUGAUAAACAUAGUCCUGAAUGUGGACUAGUUUCUGAUAAACAUAGUCCUGGACUGUGGGCUAGUUUCUGAUAAACAUAGUCCUGAAUGUGGACUAGUUUCUGAUAAACAUAGUCCUGAAUGUGGACUAGUUUCUGAUAAACAUAGUCCUGAAUGUGGACUAGUUUCUGAUAAACAUAGUCCUGGACUGUGGACUAGUUUCUGAUAAACAUAGUCCUGAAUGUGGACUAGUUUCUGAUAAACAUUGUCCUGGAAUGUGGACUAGUUUCUGAUAAACAUAAUCCUGAAUGUGGACUAGUUUCUGAUAAACAUAGUCCUGGACUGUGGACUAGUUUCUGAUAAACAUAGUCCUGGACUGUGGACUAGUUUCUGAUAAACAUAGUCCUGAAUGUGGACUAGUUUCUGAUAAACAUAGUCCUGAAUGUGGACUAGUUUCUGAUAAACAUAGUCCUGAAUGUGGACUAGUUUCUGAUAAACAUAGUCCUGGACUGUGGACUAGUUUCUGAUAAGCAUAGUCCUGAAUGUGGACUAGUUUCUGAUAAAUAUAGUCCUGGAUGUGGACUGAAUCUGUUUUGGAAACCAGUGUGUUGUAAAUAGACACCAGGCUCAUAUAGUUUGUAGUGUCCUUCCAUGUUAUUCUGUCAUGUAAUGUCUCUCUUAAGGGUUUAUUCAUGAUAAUCUGUAAUGUCUCUCUAAGGGUUUAUUCAUGUUAAUCUGUAAUGUCUCUAAGGGUUUUAUUCAUGUUAAUCUGUAAUGUCUCCCUAAGGGUUUAUUCAUGAUAAUCUGUAAUGUCUCCCUAAGGGUUUAUUCAUGAUAAUCUGUAAUGUCUCUAAGGGUUUUAUUCAUGUUAAUCUGUAAUGUCUCUAAGUGUUUAUUCAUGUUAAUCUGUAAUGUCUCUAAGGGUUUAUUCAUGUUAAUCUGUAAUGUCUCCCUAAGGUUUUUAUUCAUGAUAAUCUGUAAUGUCUCUCUAAGGGUUUAUUCAUGAUAAUCUGUUAAUCUGUAAUGUCUCUAAGGGUUUAUUCAUGAUUAUCUGUUAAUCUGUAAUGUCUCCCUAAGGGUUUUAUUCAUGAUAAUCUGUAAUGUCUCCCUAAGGGUUUAUUCAUGAUAAUCUGUAAUGUCUCCCUAAGGGUUUAUUCAUGAUAAUCUGUAAUGUCUCCCUAAGGGUUUAUUCAUGAUAAUCUGUAAUGUCUCCCUAAGGGUUUAUUCAUGUUAAUCUAUAAUGUCUCUCUUAAGGGUUUAUUCAUGAUAAUCUGUAAUGUCUCCCUAAGGGUUUUAUUCAUGAUAAUCUGUAAUGUCUCUAAGGGUUUAUUCAUGAUAAUCUGUAAUGUCUCUCUAAGGGUUUAUUCAUGAUAAUCUGUAAUGUCUCCCUAAGGGUUUAUUCAUGUUAAUCUGUAAUGUCUCCCUAAGGGUUUAUUCAUGAUAAUCUGUUAAUCUGUAAUGUCUCUAGGGGUUUAUUCAUGAUAAUCUGUAAUGUCUCCCUAAGGUUUUAUUCAUGAUAAUCUGUAAUGUCUCUAAGGGUUUAUUCAUGAUAAUCUGUAAUGUCUCCCUAAGGGUUUUAUUCAUGAUAAUCUGUAAUGUCUCCCUAAGGGUUUAUUCAUGAUAAUCUGUAAUGUCUCUAAGGGUUUAUUCAUGAUAAUCUGUAAUGUCUCUAAGGGUUUUAUUCAUGAUAAUCUGUUAAUCUGUAAUGUCUCCCUAAGGGUUUAUUCAUGAUAAUCUGUAAUGUCUCUAAGGGUUUAUUCAUGAUAAUCUGUAAUGUCUCUAAGGGUUUAUUCAUGAUAAUCUGUAAUGUCUCUAAGGGUUUAUUCAUGAUAAUCUGUAAUGUCUCUAAGGGUUUAUUCAUGAUAAUCUGUAAUGUCUCCCUAAGGUUUUAUUCAUGAUAAUCUGUAAUGUCUCUAAGGGUUUAUUCAUGAUAAUCUGUCAUGUCUCUAAGGGUUUUAUUCAUGAUAAUCUGUUAAUCUGUAAUGUCUCUAAGGGUUUAUUCAUUAAAAGAGAGACGUGAAAAAGAAAA